AUGUCGCACAAAACUUAUGAUGCAGAAUGGAAAAAAAUCCAACAGUUGGUGGCAGAAACACUACAAAGUGAAGCUGUACAAGUAGAUCGAAGAGAGCAACGUCAGUUAUUAGCAACUUUAUAUAUUCGUUAUAUUAUGAUAGCCAACCAGCUCUCAGAAUGUGUAGACCAGAUGGUGCAACCGCAGAAAAGACUUCUAAUGCGAAAAAUAUUAGAAGGAACACUUGGAAGAAUUUUGGAGCUAAAAUAUGAUUUGGUAGAGGCUGACCUAAGCGAAUGGACUCACUGUGGUGACGUUCUGGACAAUCUUAAAAUUACACCUCAACAUAAUGAAUUGAAAGUACCUUCCUGUUACCGAAAUGAUCGCAAAAAAGAAUUGCAGUAUCAACACAAAUUGAUCGAUAGUGUUCUGGGAAAGCUUGGGUUCUUAGAUAGACCAGAAACUAAACCGCCAAUGACUGAACAACAAGCAAUUUUGAUUGUUCAAGUCCAUGAGAGAGCCAGACAAGGACGACUGAGAGCACAGUUUAUGCGGGAAAUUAGAAAUAUGAAAGAAAAAGCUAAGCCGAUAUUGACUGAAGGGGGAGCUGAUGAAGAUGACCAAAGAGGAGGCAUUAGUUUACCAGCAGCUCUUCGUAUUCAGAAGAUCUGGCGAGGAUAUGUUGCUCGCAGAGCAACCCGUAGAAGAAAAUUACAAGAAAUGUUGCUUAUCGGUAUGAUACCUCAGCCUAAGACUCAAAAUAAUGAUAUUAUCAAGGAUUUAGAAACCAAAGAAUACAGACGACGUUUGCAAGAAGAAAGACAACGUUUAUAUGAAGAUGAUGUAGAAAAGUGCCGAGAAAAUCUCGAGAAGCAUCAAAGGGGUGUAGUUUUGGAACAGUUAAGUGAUCAAGUGAGAGGAUGGUUACAUGAGUAUAAAACACAGACUGGCAAAAUUCCGGAAUAUACAGGAUCCGAGAGAGCAGCAUCUCGUUUAUUGUUCAGUCGACAAGGAACGGAUAGUGAAAUGAGCAAAUCCACACCUACGCAAAUAUCCUCCAAAGAUUCAAAAACAAAAAAGGACAAAGCUGUCAAACAAAAAGAGGCAAAAAACGAACGUGAGGAAAAUGAAGAAGUUACUACUAAAGCGAUGAUUUCAUCCUUUUUGCCUGAAUUAAACGCUCGUAAAGAAGAAUACGAUGAAAUAUGGAAAAAUAAAAACGAAGCAGAUAAUACAAGGCAGUUUCAUUACAUGGACAUUAUCGAGCAUGAACAAAUGACGGACAUGGAGAAUGGUCUAAGGAAAAUAGUAGAUGAAAUGAUGAAAGGGGAAUUACUAUUACUGCAGGAAGCUAUGGACAAAGAUCGAGGACAUAAGGGCAAAAAGAAAACUAGUAAAAAAGCUAGGAAAGGGGGUAAAAAGGGGAAAAAGAAAAAAGAGAAAGACUUAACACCUGACAGAACAACAGAAUCCCUUUUUGAAGAACUAGUGGCUAAUGGAAUCAUUAAGAGGUGUCCAGAAGUUUAUCUGCAAGAUUUUAAAGGAGAACGUUCUUACUAUCAUCCUGUGGUACAUAAUAAAGGAAAUGAACAACCAGUUGCUUUGGGAGAUAUUAGACAAGUCAUAGCAGAGUACUGUGUUAUACCAUUAUUGUCUCCACAAUUACAUCAGUCUACACCGCAUAUAAAAUCACUAAUGAUUGUGGGCCCAAAAGGCAGUGGAAAAGAUAUGUUGGUCCAUGCAAUAUGCUGUGAAGCAGGGGCUGUACUUUUUGAUUUAACACCGUCCAACAUUGUGGGAAAAUAUCCAGGAAAAUCUGGUCUAACUAUGUUAAUUCAUUUAGUUGUAAAAGUUUCAAGACUUUUGCAACCUUCUGUAAUAUAUAUGGAUUCCGCCGAAAGACCAUUUGUAAAAAAAAUUCCAAAAACAGACAAAACGGAUCCAAAAAGAUUAAAAAAGGAUUUGCCAAAAAUUGUAAAAAAUUUUAGUCCUGAGGAUCGAGUAAUAUUAGUAGGUGUUUCUAGCUGUCCUUGGGAAAGUGACCAAAAGCUACUGCAGCAAGUUUAUCAAAAAUUUAUACUUAUACCGAAACCAGAUUAUAGCUCAAGAUACUGUGUUUGGAGUUAUCUACUGGGUAAAUAUAGUGCUAUAAGCUGGCAGUUUGAUACUAGUGUAGUCACUAAGAUUUCGGAUGGUUUUACUAUAGGUUCUAUUGUCAACACUUUUGAAGAGGUGAUGACAAUUAAACGAAUGUUGCAGCUUAGAGUGCAUCCUCUAAGUCCAUUAGAACUUGUGAAUGUAUUAUGCACGAAAACCCCAAUUUACAGAGAAGAAGAGGAAACAAUAGAAACAUGGUGGUUGAAAACACCCUUGUGCCGAAGACGUGCUAGAGCUGUGGAACUGUUAUUAGAAGAAGAAGCAGAAUAUCAAGCCAAACAAGCAAGUGGUGCAAGCAGUUAA
This is a messenger RNA of Zophobas morio, 2439 nucleotides long. RefSeq names its product dynein regulatory complex protein 11. Gene Ontology annotation, molecular function: ATP hydrolysis activity; ATP binding; protein binding. The record is from RefSeq and is a predicted model, not a curated record. The transcript has 6 exons. The coding region runs from base 1 to 2439 and encodes 812 amino acids. NCBI's taxonomy places the organism in Eukaryota, Metazoa, Arthropoda, Insecta, Coleoptera, Tenebrionidae.